AUGGAAGCACAGAGCAAAAGGCUGAAGGAAAAUGACGAAAUGGAUGGUAAAAUUUCUAAAGCUGUUUGUGGUAUGUCUGAUGUUAAUGAUGAUAAAUGUGAUGAUGUUAGUAUUAUUAGUAUGUCCUCUAGUCAGUUUAGUACCUUUAGAUUGAAGUUAGAUAAAGCAUUACUGAGGAAAAGGAAUUUAGAAAAGAAACUUGAAUUAGAACGGCAACUUAAGAUGUUAGAUCUCCAAGAAAAGGUUGAUAUCGCUGAAUUAGAAUACAAGGCCAUCGAGGACGAUGAACGAUUACCCGUGGAUAAAUGUGGGAUAAAUGCUAAAGUGGAAAAUUAUUUGGAUUAUGGUACUGGGUGUAAUAAUCACUCAGGGGAGGUAUGUAACAUCUCAAAGGUCGAUUGGGUUGGGGAACUGAAGGACACGUUACAUACAAUGGUUAGUAACAUGGUUUUACCUAAGAUCGAUAUGAUGUAUUUUGAUGGGCAACCGGGUCAGUAUUACCGUUUUGUUAGUCAGUUUAAUAGCCUUAUAGAGAGUAAACUGUCAGAUAAGAGCCAAUUGUUAUCGUAUUUGUUGUAUUAUUGCAAGGGAAAGGCUAGAACAGCAAUUGAAUCUUGCGUUUCUUUGCCCAGUCAUUUGGGCUAUGAUAAGGCUAAACGGAUUUUGUAUGAUUUAUUUAGUAAAGAACAUCUUGUUGCACGAGAACUAAUUACUGAGUUAUUAAACCAUAAAUUUGUCGGAGGAUCGGCUGACGUAUUAACUGACUUUGCGAUUAAGUUGCAUAAUGUAUGUAUAACGUUGAAGGAAAUGGGAUACAUGUCUGACGUUAAUUUUACGGCUAAUUUCGAGGUAAUAGUUUCAUGCUUACCAUUAGAAUUGCAGAAUAAGUGGGUGGAAGUCGCCGAUAAGAUCAUGAUGCAUGGGGAGGAGCCGAGCUUUGAAGAAUAUGUGGUCUUUGUAGAAGAGGGCCAGAACUGCCCGAACCCGUUAUGGUAG
Messenger RNA from Schistosoma guineensis, 996 nucleotides. NCBI's taxonomy places the organism in Eukaryota, Metazoa, Platyhelminthes, Trematoda, Strigeidida, Schistosomatidae. The record is from the annotation of a GenBank genome assembly.